AUGGUGUGCCCCACAAAUGAACCCGUCACUGUUCCCCAUGAGUGGCACCAGCCAGGAGGCCUCAUUAUUGGUGGAAUUGCUUCUCAGAUCAUUUACCAUUCUCUGGAAAUUGACUUCAAAGAACGUCCUUCUCAGAAACUGUUUCAAAAUCCAGAAAUGAUAACGAAAUUUUACCAGCACAUCCUUUCUUUGGCAUUUGCUGUGGAUGAGAUCAACAAGAACCCCACACUCUUGCCCAAUGUCACACUUGGCUUCCACAUCUAUGACAGCUACUAUGAUGCAAUGGCAACUUAUCGUACCACCUUAGAACUCCUCUUCAAGUCACAUAAAUUUGUUCCCAAUUACAGAUGUGACACAAGGAAAAAUGUCAUAGCUGUCAUUGGUGGUCUUGGCUCUGAUAUUUCUUCCUUAAUGGCAGACAUUUUAGGUUUCUAUAAGAUUCCACAGCUCCAUCCUUUUCUUCAAGGCAAUUCCUUUAACAAUUCAGCUGGAGAAACUGUGUCCUUUAAUGAUAAGCGGGAAACAGAGGGUGGAUUUGACAUCAUGAAUAUUAUAGUAUUUCCAAAUAAGUCCUACCAGAAAGUGAAAGUUGGUAGGAUGGAUCCCAAUGCACCUGAAGGAAGAGAAUUAAUCAUUAAUGAAUAUAUAAUUGUGUGGUACGAAGAUUUAAACAAGACUCUCCCCCUUUCCGUGUGCAAUGACCACUGCCAGCCUGGUAGUCAGAAGAAAAGGAAGGAAGCAGAAAAGUUUUGCUGCUACGAUUGCAUUCCUUGUGCAGAAGGGAUGAUUUCAAACAAGAAGGAUGUGGCUGACUGCUUCCAGUGCCCAGAAGAUGAAUUUCCAAACAAGGACAGAACUGAAUGCAUCACUAAAGUUAUAAGUUUUCUGUCUUUUGAUGAACCCUUAGGGAUCACUUUGACCUCAGUUGCUCUCUUUUUUUGCCUGAUCACAGCCAUAGUGCUAGGAAUUUUUAUUAGGCACAAAGACACACCCAUUGUCAAGGCCAAUAACAGGGACCUCACUUACGCACUCCUGGUCUCCCUCCUGCUCUGCUUCCACUCUUCUUUACUGUUCCUCGGACAACCAGGGAAGGUCUCCUGCCUCCUCCGACAACCCACUUUUGGCACCAUCUUCUCAGUGGCUGUUUCAUGUGUGCUGGCAAAAACCAUCACCGUAGUUCUAGCUUUCAUGGCCACCAAACCUGGGUCCAGCAUGAGGAAAUGGGUGGGGAAAGGACUAUCCAAUUCUAUUGUCCUUUGUUUUGCUCUUAUUCAAGCAUGUAUUUGUAUUGUGUGGUUAGCAACCUCUCCCCCAUUCCCUGAUUUCGACCUUCACUCAGCAACUGAAGAAAUCAUUCUGCAAUGUAAUGAAGGGUCAGUUGCCAUGUUUUACUGUGUCCUUGGUUACAUGGGCCUCUUGGCCAUUGCCAGCUUCACUGUGGCAUUCCUAGCCCGCAAGUUACCGGAUAGUUUUAAUGAAGCAAAGUUCAUUACAUUCAGCAUGUUGGCCUUCUGCAGUGUGUGGGUGUCCUUUGUUCCAACUUAUAUGAGCACAAAAGGAAAAAACAUGGUGGCUGUGGAGAUCUUCUCUAUCUUGGCCUCUAGCGCUGGGUUAUUGGGUUGCAUCUUCUCCCCUAAAUGUUACAUUAUUGUGCUGAAGCCUGAAUUGAACAACAGGGAGCAAAUAGUAAGGAGAAAGAUGUAA
Molecule: messenger RNA, 1704 nt
Organism: Podarcis raffonei (Aeolian wall lizard)
Lineage: Eukaryota; Metazoa; Chordata; Lepidosauria; Squamata; Lacertidae
Product: vomeronasal type-2 receptor 26-like
Exons: 5
Coding region: 1-1704 (567 amino acids)
Biological process (GO): G protein-coupled receptor signaling pathway
Cellular component (GO): membrane
Molecular function (GO): G protein-coupled receptor activity
Source: RefSeq, a predicted model, not a curated record